UUGCUAUAUUCUGUAUUCUUGCUAGUUUCUCCAUUGUACUUAACUUCGAAAGUGUAAAUUCCCCAAAAUCAAAAUCCAGUGCAUCUUUGUUCUUUUUUGAAUUUGGUUUUUGAUUUAGGGGAAUUUAGGCAUUUCUGGCUACAAGAUGUCCUUCUCGAUUGAUUUUCCUGCUAAACGUAGUGAUUUAUGUGGGAGAUGGAUCAGGCAGGGAACCCAUCACAAUCUUAAUGGUUUCCAAAAACGGAAAGAUGAAAAGGGAUGUUUGAUGUUUGUAUCUGAACUACUCUUUCUUAGAAUUAAUUUGAAUUCUAGGAACCCAUUCACUCUUUCUUCACUCACUCUUUCUCACUCUCUCUAUCAUCACCAUCAUCAAUAGUUUAGAUCUGUUUGUGUUUUAAGGAGGAAGAAGUGCUGUUUGCUCAGAGAUCUUGAUUUUCAAGUUUCAGGUACUGGGAUCUGCAUUAACUUGAGAGUGAAGAAAAGAAAUGAGGUUUCAAUUGUUCAUCAUUUUCAUGGUCAUGAGCUUCAUCGUGGCGGCCGGUUCGGUUGAUCAUAAUACUAGUUGGCAUAAUGGCGAAAGUAAUCAGAAUUCACCAACUUGGAGAGAAGAAAAGGAAUUGAUUGUACCUUUUCCGUCUUUUACUAGGGGACCCCAUGAGAUACCAGAUGAGGUACAUCAUGGAUUGUCUACCAGGGAUUGGCACUGCGAUAGCUUUAUGCGCCAUAGCAGUUGGAUGUGGAGUCUGGUUCUAUUGCUUUCGCACUCGCGCUGCUUUGGGAGGAGGAGGAGUACCACAGCUACAGUUACAGCCGCAGCUACAGUUACAGGUGCAGCCACAACCAGAGUUACGACUACAGCCAGCAGCGCCACCACUAGAGCCAGCUGGAGGAGCUCUGGGAGACAUACAUGGUGGCGUUUCGGUAGCUGACAGUGAGAGUUCCGUUAAUCGGCCCAUGAGUAGCAGUACUAGCGGCUUCACAGGUUUUAGCGGACGCUCAUAGGAUUAUAGUGGCUUCUUGUUUUCGGAUCAUGUUAAUUCAUCGCACUCCUUAGUACUUGUUGGUUGUUGCUUUUGGACAGAAUCAGUCAUUAAUAUGAAAUGUUGGGAACCAAAAACAAUGACAGAAAAAUGAUAUGAGAUACUCUAAACUUAGGGCCUAUGAACUACUGUUUUGUUAACCUUAUAGGUGCUUCAGGAGGAAUUUUUCUCUUAUGGAAAGAUGGCAUUCAGCUAGAUAUUGUAGAUGCUACUACAAAGUUCAUAUUUCAUUGUUUGUCAUUCUCAAAUUGAUGCCAAAAGUAGUAAAUCUUUAAUAGUUCUCAUGUAUGGUGCUCUGAAUAGUGUUGACAUACAAGAUCAAUGGGACUUUCUGUAUAGACUAGCUGGUGCAUUUAGAGCUUCUCCAAUGGUGUUUAGAGCUUCUCCAAUGGUGAAUGUGAAUAUUUCAUAUGUGGCAUCACUUUUAA
This is a messenger RNA of Papaver somniferum (opium poppy), 1468 nucleotides long. RefSeq lists its product as uncharacterized. The coding region runs from base 486 to 929 and encodes 147 amino acids. The transcript is spliced from 5 exons. Lineage: Eukaryota; Viridiplantae; Streptophyta; Magnoliopsida; Ranunculales; Papaveraceae. The record is from RefSeq and is a predicted model, not a curated record.